Glycine soja is the source of this 2076-nucleotide messenger RNA. RefSeq names its product D-3-phosphoglycerate dehydrogenase 1, chloroplastic-like. Gene Ontology annotation, biological process: L-serine biosynthetic process. The record is from RefSeq and is a predicted model, not a curated record. The transcript is spliced from 5 exons. Lineage: Eukaryota; Viridiplantae; Streptophyta; Magnoliopsida; Fabales; Fabaceae. Gene Ontology annotation, cellular component: chloroplast stroma. Gene Ontology annotation, molecular function: phosphoglycerate dehydrogenase activity; NAD binding. Bases 108 to 1895 code for a protein of 595 amino acids.
AAGGUAACUGAUAAACCCUAACGUUAUAAAACCCCAACUCACUCACUUGUCUCAAACACCAUACUCUUCUCUUCGCCCGCUCUCAUUCUUCUCCCUAAAAUCAAAUCAUGGCCACCGCCACAUCCCAAACACUUCGAUUCCAAUCUCCGUCACUCUCUCUCUCCUCGAAGCUCCCCCUCUCCUCCGCGUUCUCCGUCUCGCUCCGCCCUCGCCACCGCGGCUCCCGCCCUCUCGUGCUAGUCGUCUCCGCCGGGCUCGACGCGAAGCCCACGGUGCUCGUCGCCGAGAAGCUCGGAGACGCGGGGCUGAAGCUGCUCAAGGACUUCGCCAACGUCGACUGUUCCUACAACCUCAGCACCGAGGAGCUCUGCACCAAGAUCUCGCUCUGCGACGCCCUCAUCGUGCGCAGCGGCACCAAGGUCUCGCGCGAGGUCUUUGAGUCCUCCGCCGGCAGGUUGAAAGUCGUCGGAAGAGCCGGUGUCGGAAUCGAUAAUGUGGAUCUGGCCGCCGCCACCGAGCACGGCUGCUUGGUCGUCAAUGCGCCCACCGCCAACACCGUCGCCGCCGCCGAGCACGGGAUCGCACUCCUUGCCGCCAUGGCCAGGAACAUCGCUCAGGCCGAUGCGUCCGUCAAAGCCGGGAAAUGGCAGAGAAAUAAAUAUGUGGGAGUUUCCUUGGUUGGGAAAACACUUGCCAUCUUGGGAUUUGGGAAGGUGGGCUCUGAAGUUGCUCGCCGUGCCAAGGGGCUUGGUAUGACUGUCAUUGCGCAUGACCCGUAUGCUCCUGCUGACCGUGCGAGGGCGGUCGGUGUGGAGCUUGUGACCUUUGAGGAGGCCAUUGCCACUGCGGAUUUCAUCUCUCUACAUAUGCCUCUCACGGCUGCUACAUCAAAGAUGCUCAAUGAUGAGACUUUUGCGAAGAUGAAGAAAGGAGUUCGCAUUGUCAAUGUUGCUCGUGGAGGGGUCAUUGAUGAGGAUGCACUUGUUAGGGCACUGGAUUCUGGAAUUGUAGCUCAGGCGGCUCUUGACGUUUUCACUGAGGAGCCACCACCCAAAGACAGCAAGUUGAUUCUGCAUGAGCUCGUUACUGCAACACCUCAUCUUGGUGCCAGUACCAUGGAAGCUCAAGAAGGUGUGGCUAUUGAAAUAGCAGAAGCUGUCCUUGGUGCGUUGAAAGGGGAGCUUGCUGCUACUGCAGUAAAUGCACCAAUGGUUCCCUCAGAGGUGUUGACAGAAUUAAAACCAUUCGUUGAUCUUGCCGAGAAACUGGGUAGGCUGGCUGUCCAGCUGGUCGCAGGAGGAAGCGGUGUAAAAACAGUGAAGGUCACUUAUGCCACCUCUAGGGCCCCUGAUGAUCUGGACACUCGUCUUCUCCGUGCCAUGAUAACCAAGGGUCUGAUUGAGCCUAUAUCUAGUGUUUUUGUGAACUUGGUUAAUGCUGAUUUCACUGCUAAGCAAAGAGGGAUCAGGAUAACUGAGGAGAGGGUUAUUCUUGAUGGUUCACCUGAGAAUCCACUAGAAUUCAUUCAGGUCCAGAUUGCUAAUGUGGAAUCCCGAUUUGCUAGUGCUAUAUCAGAUUCUGGGGAGAUUAAAGUUGAGGGUCGGGUAAAAGAUGAUAUCCCCCAUCUGACAAAGGUUGGGUCUUUUGAUGUUGAUGUUAGUUUGGAAGGUAGCAUCAUACUGUGUAGGCAAGUAGAUCAACCAGGCAUGAUUGGAAAGGUUGGGAGCGUUUUGGGCGAGGAAAAUGUGAAUGUUAGUUUCAUGAGCGUAGGAAGAAUUGCUCCACGCAAGCAAGCUGUUAUGGCAAUUGGAGUGGACGAACAACCUAGCAAGGAAUCUUUGAAGAAGAUUGGAGAAAUUCCUUCCGUGGAAGAGUUCGUAUUCCUUAAAUUGUAAGAUGAAACGGUUGCUCCUAUUAUUUGUUUUUGUUGCUUAGAUUAGGCCGGUAAGUUUAAGGGGAUGAGAAAAGGAAUAAUUUGAUUGUGCAUUUCAUAAUCUGGUUUAGCGAGUUCUUGCUUGUUUAAUUUUCCUUUUUAUUUGAAAAUAAAGAGAAUGAAACUUUAAAAGAUUAAAAUAA